This is a messenger RNA of Lymnaea stagnalis (great pond snail), 25207 nucleotides long. The record is from the annotation of a GenBank genome assembly. NCBI's taxonomy places the organism in Eukaryota, Metazoa, Mollusca, Gastropoda, Lymnaeidae.
AGGGAAAUAACACACAUUCUAAUAUUUGCUGGCGUAAUCGUUACUACUAAUCUUAUUUUGAAAUUAUUUGACAGGCAAUAAUUUAGGAUAUAAUAUAAGCAAAUGUAACAAAAUGAAUAAAACAUUGAUUUUGAGAGCUUUUUAAAUUAUUUUUUUUAAAUUAUAGAUUAUCACAUUAUGUCAUAGGUACAUAUAAAUUGGAUCUGGAACAAAAAUUGCAAUAAGCAAUGUCAAUGGCAAUAGUUUAAUUUAAACAAACAUUUUUAGCUAAGACAAGUAUCGUUAAAAAUUACUUAAGUCUACAAAACGGAAUACGAUACCAACAACAAAAAUGGCCGCUCCCAUUACGCUAAGCACUCCCAUGCUGGGAGACUUUGGCUUAAUAAAAACAAUUGAGGAAACAGAUAAUGUCCAGCUCAGUGAAGACAGUUCAGAUUCAACUGAUGAAAUGGUAAAUUAAUCACCAAUACAAUAUAUUCUAGGAUAGGCCUAAUGAAAAUUUCAACGAAUUAAUUGUGGAUGGGUAUCUUUGUGACAUUCAUUCAUUCAUUUAAUUAAUGAUUUUAAUUUACCUUUUUCACAUUUAGGUAAAAUGACAUCUGCCCCAAAUUGUCUGAAUUUACUGAACUGUAAUUUUUGUAUGUGGCCAGUGUUGGGUAGGGUGAGAACCUCCAAGGCCAAUGAAUUAGAGCGUAGACUUCUCCAUUAAAGUAUUAGAUCGCAGUACUUCCUUUCUCACAUUCACAUAGUUACAUAGUAGGUAUUUCGGUAAGAUCCGGGAAGUGCCGAAAACCGGGUAUCCUGAUUUCGUUGUCAAAAUGGCGACUUCCACUUUUUAAUUUACCGAGAGUCACGUUGUUUACAACUUUUUAACUAAUAUAUAGCCCAGCAUGUUAAUUCUAUUUCCGCCCACAACUUAUAGUAGACAUGUUGUGUUAUGAUUAGACACUUGAGUCCCCCAAAAAAUUUUGGGGCUUCACUUUGAAAAUUGAAGGUAAAAUAACGCAAUUUUUACUCAUUCAUAUUUUUUGUGUGGAAAAGAACCUUUCAUAGAAUUUCAAGGACUUUAUAAAUAAUGGCAUUAACUACAACAUAUCCAAGACCUGUUAAUUUAGGACCAUCAGUUUGGUCAGAAAUUUCAUGGGAAAUUUUAGUCACGUGUGUCCCAAAAUUACCUAUUAUCGUUAAUAUUCGUUGCUAUGGUAAAUAACCUGAUUUACUCUGGAAAUCCAGACUAUUACCCCCUAAUAACUUAGGCAGUGUCUACACGUCCGGCGCGCCGGACGUCUAUCUCCCGCACUAUGUGUCCGGCGACCAAGUCACAUGACCGCCGUAACAAAGUGGCGAGAGAUAUCUUGUCGGUCAGCCUUGUCACGUGACUGCGAAUAGUUCAAAACUAUUGUUAAUUUUAAAAUCUAUUUCUCUACCAAGUAAUGUACUGAGUAUCUUGAAUGCAAAUAAUAGAAAAAAAAAACUUUAGUGAAAGUGGCUUGUAAACAUUUUUGUUUAGUUUGUUAUUUGAGUUUGUGUGCCAGUAAUCCAUAAAAUAAAUUAGGGGCCAGUGUGGAGUAGGCGUAGGCAACCAAUAAAAGUUAAAGUAAAAGAUUUGAUAUUAAAUUAUUUCAAUUGCUACAAAAUUUGUGCAAACUUCUCAAGAAACCACUGUUGCUGAGGAAUAUGUUAAUAUAAAUAUGUACAAUAUAUUUUUAAUUAAAAUGGGAAGAUAAUAAACGACCCUAUCCCCGGUAUAGAUCCUCAAACCUUCCUAUCGUCAAGCAACCUCUCUACCACAAGACCACACAAGAUGUACUAAACCGUACUUCGUUUGGAAUUAUAAAAACUACUAGUCGUCCGGCCAUGUCCGGCGGUCACGUGACAAGCAGCCGGACGUAUAUCUUGCGCACUACAGGUCCGGCGCGCCGGACGUGUAGACACUUCGAAUAACUUAUUAAUUUAGAAAUAAAAAUAAAAUAAUUAAUAAAACAAACACAUAUUUUUAAUAUGAUUUGAUGCUUUUAUUGAGGGAUAUUAGGUUAAAAAAGCCUAAUUAAUUACAAUUAAUAGUUAACUAUUAGUUUUAUAUACUGUUGUUAUAUGUAUACUAUUAACUAUAUAUAUACAUAUAAUAUAUAUAAUAUAUAAUUAUAUAUAUAUGUGUGUAUGUAUAUAUAGAGGCCUAGAAUAGUAUUACUAUUAUAAGUGUAGGCCUAUCCACCACCCCCCAUCAAAUAGUUAUUUGUAGGACCCAUUAUUCAUAUGUAAUGAUAUAUAUGGUGAUUCUUAAGGCAUAAAUUAAGUAAAAGUGUACAAAAAAUAUUCACUUACCUUUGGUAUUGAAAUAUCCUAUAUUAUAUUUAAUCACAUAUCACACUAUUCCAAAAGAGAAUUAUCAUAUAAUCCUCAGUAUUCUCAAAGAAAAAAACACACUUUCUACCACAAAAAUCCAAGAAUUACAUGAGAUAUUACUAAAAUUUAAUAAUAAAACAUUGUAAUUACCUCAAGCAAAUAACUAGAACUUAUUUAAAAUUCUAUCAACAGCUAAAGUUGAUUCUAAUAAUAAAUGUUGAUCUGUGAAACAACUGUACUAACUUAAAAUAAAUGACAUACUAUUUUUUGUCAUAUUCACACAUUCAUAUGGUAUGGGACUAAAAUACAUUAUAUAGAAAAUGGUAAAAUAAAAAGUUUAAUUGUCAAUUUUAACUUAUUGAAACAAAUAAUCCCUUUAUUAUUAGUAUAUACUUAUAAAUUUUAAACAAUUCCACAGAAAAUUUGAAAUUAAUAUCUUAAGAAUAUUUUAUUAUUAUUAUGAAUUUUGGGAAAUUGAAAAAAAAUAUUUAUACAUAAUUAAUUAAUUAAUUACGAAUAAGUGACGAGUCAGCAUAUUUUAUAUAUUUUUAAUAGGAAAAUAAUAAAGAUUUUUAAAAUAAUUUUUGCGGAAUAUUAACAAAAACUAACUUAUAUUUUGUGGUUUUAUUUAGAAGUACUCUAAUUAAAAUAUGUUCCCUGUAAAUAUUAUAUUUUUGUGUCAUUUUAUAAUAAAGUUAUAGGCCUUAAAAAAAAAAUCAAAAUGAGGGUCACGAAAUGUGGAGGAAAAUCCCAUAGUAAAAAAGUGCCUUUGAGGUCCCUACUAAAAAAUUCAUAACUUUUGAACCACUUGAGCUAGAAAGUUGAUCUUGGUGUUUUUGUAAUCUAUUCUCCAGGCUCUAUACAGCUGUAGUGUUUUUAUAUUUUUAAAAAUGUUUUGAAAUUUUAAUCAAAGUGCCUAUACAUAGUAUGAUAGGACUAACCAAAUGCCCAGAGCCUAAUUCAGGAUAAAUGGGUAUACCGAUAAAUGUAGCCUUAGUCUUAGGGGUCAUCCUUAAAUGAUGUCCCAGAGAUGGUGGGGGGGGAGUGUAUAGUUAUCAAAAAAUGUAAAUCAAUGAUUUACAAUGCCAAUUGCACAUUAUUUAAAAAAAGGCCUGCGAAACUAUUGACUUUGGCCUGCGUACACCGCAUCACCGCAGCGAUUUAAAGUAGCAAAACCAUGGUCUUUGCGAGUCUUUAACUUUUUGGCCUAACCGGUACUUGUAGAUUUAAUGCUAUCCUCUUGUUAAAACUGAAAACUAUUUAUUUAAAAAUCGUUCAGUACCUUGGGAGGAAGAUAUUGACUAAGUUCCACAUUUAUAAGUUAUGUGGCAAAAUACUUGUAGAGCAUUUCUUAGGGAUAACAAUACUCGUCCACGCACCGUUCUGCGCAUGUCCUAAAAUGUAAAAAAAACGUGUUCUACAAUAUGGCGUAUGACUACACGGUAUCUUUGGAAAAUUGCAUACUACGUCACCUUUGUUUAUUAAAUAAUUGCUUUCCUCAUCAGUGACGUAUCAGUUUUUUAUGUUCUGGUCAUAUAUUGAUUAAUGCUACUAGAUUUUUUGUGCAUCACGGACAGUAUUAUUUAUAUUAUAAUGACUCGGUUAGCAUAUAAAUCACAUAAAUACUUUUUUACUAGUAAAGCAACCAAAAUAAGGUUUAUUGCUACCCAAUCUACAUUCAUUGUAUGAGUUUUUUCAUUUUUGAGUUAUUAUCGUUGAGCUGUCUAUAAAAAGUUAUGUUUCCCACAAAGAAGUGGGGGGUAUAAAAUUGUCAUUAUUUUUUUAUUUUCAUCGAGAAGCCGGAAAUAGCUGCUAUCACUGUGAUUCGUUAAUGUUAAAUCAUUAAACAUCUAAAUAAUUAUAAGACAUUUAAAAUGAAUAAUUUUAAGAAAAGAUUAUAACCAAACUUGAAAAGUUUAUGUAGUAACCAAGGGUUGGUUUUAAUUUUUAAUUAUUACGUUAAAAAUUGUGUACGUUACCGGUAUACAGUUACGUUCUUCAUUAUUGAAUCAUUAUCUAAUUUAAAAGUUUUACAAUAGUAAUAUCAUAUCAAUAAUAAUAAUAAUCGUUUUCUCUAAUUAAUUAUUUCAGAGAAUAUUACUAAAAUUAGGCCUACAUAUCAAUAUCAAUUAUAAUCAUAAACAACUGUCUAUUUAUUAAUAGUCUAUUUAUUAUUUAGGCUUAAGCUAAGCUUAAUUUUUCUUCAUCAAAUUCUAUUACUACGACUACCACCACACUUACAUGCCUAAUUAAAGUUAGUGUGUUUUUUUUUUUAAUUUAAUGUACUAUAAAGUGUACAUUUUAAAAAAUUUUAAAGUUAAUGUAACAUUCUAAUACUUAGCCUUCUUACUGUGUGUCUUUAUAGGCUAUAAUAUAUUAUUAGAAUCAGAUAAUUGUAAGUUUAUUGAAUUGACAGUCUACUCUAGAUAAUAUUUUUUUUGUUAAGCCUAUAUAUAACAGUUUUAUUAAAAUACAUCAAAUUAAUUUUUAAAAAAGACUCAAACAACAUCAUCGUAGUAAUUAUAUAUUUAUUAGGACAUAGAAAAGUAGUACAUAGACAAUUAUAUAAUAUAUCAAAUAACAUUUUUUAAUGAAUUGGUCUCAUCAUCAUGGAUGAUUUUAUUUGAGUCAUUUUUAUUUAUAAUAACAUGCGUUCAAUUUUAUAUAUAAAAAAAGACUACUUACCUUUAUAGAAAUAUAAUAAUUGAUUUAAAAUUUAACAAAAGCAUAAUAAUAUGAGUUAAAAUUCAAUAAACAAUUUCCCAAUUUUUCUGUUCACUUUUUUCUGAACAUGCCCACAAAUAUAUAUAUAAAAAAAUAAAAAUCUUUGUUACAUAAAAGUUUUGUUGUAUAUUUAUUGCAUUGAGAAUGUCUCCUGACAAUUUGGUAGCAUUAUCUUUUAAAAUCCAAAAGUUUUGGGCAAAAUAAGGCAGAAAUUUGUAAAGUGGGUCACAUGUUUUUUCAGUUAAAUACUAAGAUAAAGAAGAGGGUUUUAAAAAAUCACCCAAAAAAUCAUAACUCCACUUCUAUAAAAGAUAGAAAGAUGAAAUUGGUGUUGUUGUAAAGCGUAUAGCUAGCCCUUUAAAAUGAUGUAUCAUUCAUGGCAAUCGGAAAAUAUUUAAAUUUUGUGUCAAAGUACCUACUUAUUAUUUAUUGGAAGGGAGGGGGCUGGGGGUGUAAUGUUAAACCAUGAUUUAUUUUUAGUUAACCACUUUAUUUCCCCCCAUAUUUUGAAAUACAAAUAUAUUUAUUAAUUGUUGCAAGUUUUAUCCUUUGAUUGUGAAUCCUAAUAGGCAUAAAAAGGGUUAGCUAAUUUGAAAUUAUUCUCUCCAAGUUUUUUUUUUUUUGGGGGGGGGGCAUUAUUAUUAUAAAAUUGUAUGUGAUCUUAGGGGCGUGGUGUAAAAAUGAAAGGGAAGCCAGCAUAUCUAUUUUGUUAGCACCAAGAUAUAAUUACACCACAAAUACAUCACGGGAAGAGAAUUAUCCUUUGAUUGUGAAUCCUAAUAGGCAUAAAAAGGGUUAGCUAAUUUGAAAUUAUUCUCUCCAAGUUUUUUUUUUUUUGGGGGGGGGGCAUUAUUAUUAUAACAUUGUAUGUGAUCUUAGGGGCGUGGUGUAAAAAUGAAAGGGAAGCCAGCAUAUCUAUUUUGUUAGCACCAAGAUAUAAUUACACCACAAAUACAUCACGGGAAGAGAAUCACAUACUCAUACAUUGAUCAUGAAGUCGUGAAGUUAAAGUUGUCCGAGGCAUUGUCUUUGUGAUACCAAGCAUGUGUCAACACAAAACAAUAGUAUGAUGAUAAAUACAAAACACUGCAGUAAUUUUUAAAAGUCUUUUAACAAUAAUUAAAUAUCAUUGAAUUAGUUUUACAUUGGCAUUACACAUUAGUAAAAAAAAUGCUGGCGGGCUUCAGCACCCCCCUCUCUCCGGGUUGGGGGGGGGGGAGAUGCAAAAGGUAAGUUUGUUGUGUGGACGUCUUUUGUGGACAACCCCUGUCCAGAGCCUUGAUUUGUGUAGGCCCUCUUUUUGGUUAAGCCUCUGCGCAUAAGUCACCUCCACCCCCCGGCAAGGAUCGAUUUCUUAACAAAAAACAACAAAUAAAAAAACUUUGAAAUAGCGCAAAUCCUGUCCCAAGCGCAUGGUUUCUGUUGGAAAAUGUUGUGUUUUACCCUGAGAAUGGCACAUGCCUUGCCAUUCUGGAAACAAAUUCCAUCAGGAACAGGCUAAACGCAGACUUAUGGCUUUGCUAUACAGUUUGCUACCGCGCCGUAAGUUUCUAAAAUCGUGGUGUUUUCAAAAGAUUUGCUGUGAGACUGAGGGUUGUGAAUGAACCGUUGAUAUCGUGUGUACAUUUUGCCAAUGCAUAGUGAAAGCAAGAUCGUUGAAAAACUACCAUGCACAUUAAUAUUCAUUUGAUAUUAUUGAUAUACUGGUAUUUUCUUUGGGUGUUCGUAAAAUGAAAAUAUUCAACUACACGAAGAAUUUUGAAAUGCAAUAAAAUAUCACUUACUACCGUAUUCAAAAUGUUUCUCUUAUACAUGUUACAUACACUAUACAUGCGCUUUCAGAAACUUUCAGUUUGUUUUCUAAUGUCUUAUUACUAAUAUUACGGGUAUUUUCAAAGUUAAUGGCCAGCACAACUUGUUGAAACACUUAAUAAUCUGAAUAUAACAUAUAUUUAAAUUGUUUAAAUUGCUACAAAAUAUUUAAAAACUUCUCAUGAAACUACUUUUGCAAAAGAACAUGAUAAUUUAUAUAUAAAAUAUUUUUAAUUAAAAUGGGAAGAAAAAAAAAACUCGAUCCCCUACUGAGAAUUGAUCUAAAAAUAUAAUAUCGCCAAGUGUCCACUCUACCACUUGACCACAAAAGAUCUUCUCUAACAGGCAUAUCUUAAAACAAGGCCAAUGGUACAUUUUUGCCGUGGUGUACCCAGGCCAAAACCCAUGAUUUCGCUAGGUAUACCACCGUGGUUUACGCAGGCCAGAGUCGAUGGUUUCUCUAGGUACACCGCCGCGGUGUACGCAUCCACUUCGUUAAAAAAAUUAAGGUUUUAAUCGAAUUAUUUAUAUUGGCCAUCCAUAUUUAUGAAUGCAAAAAAGUAAAAUAUGAGGCCAAAAAGAGUUUGUCCUCCAUUAUUUUGUGACCUUAUUUAUUCUGUUGUUUUCAUUUUUAAUUACUGCUGUCACUUACAAUACCUACAAAUUAGAAAUUUAAAAUUACUUCUUUAGUGAAAAAAAAUUAAAACCCAUGUGAUGUGUGCUUUUUUAAAACAAAUAAUUUGAAAUAUAAGUCUAAGUUGAUCAUAAAUUUAAACAAAAUUUCUUUUUAAUUAGACAAAUUAGUGAAACAUAAUUUUAUUGUUAGUUUUCUCAGUAACAUUUAAAUGUAUUUUUGACAUAUUCUAAAGGUUUCCAAGAAGAAGAAAAAAGAGAUGAGAAAAAUUGGACUUUUUAACUCUUCAUUUAAAUUUGACACUGGAGAUACUGUGAGUAAAUAAUUUUUAAUCAUUUGUAAUGAGGGUUGAGAGGUUUUUUUUAUUGAUUGCUUGAUUUAUCUUAUCUAUUUAUGCUUAAACUUAAAGGCACUUGCUAAAAAGAACUUUUGUUUGUUUUUGUGCAUUGUUAGCAACAUAAUAUAUUAUUUCUUAAUAUGUUAUUAUGAUUGCACAAUUUUAUGUUUUUAAUUUUAAAUUUCAUUUUUAUUCAAUUAAAAAUUUUCAGUUUUUAAUUUUUAGAAAUUAGAAAUCAAUUUGAUGAUGAGAAAGCUGGAAAAUUAAUUUUUCUCUUCAAAUGAUUAAAUAUGAAGUCUCUGGUGGAAUCAAAUGGCAUUAACAUUUUGCAAUAUUAUGACAUUAAUAUUCAUAAUUUAAAGUGUGUAUCUGAAUUACAAUUCCUUUUCAAAUUGAUUAGCCAAUGGCUAUAAUAUUGAGACUAUAUUAUGACUAUAGAUGGUUAUACAAUUUUUAAAUAUUAUUUAGUUAAUUAUUCAAUGUUUAUACUAAUUAAGUCAAAACCUUAAAUUAUCGGAAUUCAUUUUUUUUUUUUUUGUAGAUCCUAGUUGGAAUUAUUAAUUAUGAAAUUAAGAAAAUUUUAAAGUGAAUAAACUUACCAAUUUUUUUUUCUUUCUUUCUUUAGCUGCCCUUGCCAAAGUCAAGUUAUCUGAACUUGAAACCUAAAGGAAUGUCAAACAUAUCUUCAUUGGAUGACAAAAUAUCUAAAGUCAGAAAAGAGAGACUGGUAAAAUCUUUAUUUGUUUUCAUAAUCAUUGCUUUUUUUUGUUUAGUGCCCUCCAACCGAGUUUAGAUUGAUAACCAAUAGAGCUGUCGUGUGUCUUUUGGAGGCCCCCAUGCCACUUUUGACUUUAUGUCAUGUAUAUGCUAUAAGUCAAUUAUUAGAAAUGUGACAUGUGCAAAUGUUGUGUUGUAAGACAUCAUUUGGGGAGGAUGUAGCAAGAUGCUGUUGUACAAGGCAACACACUUGAUUUGAAAUAUAAAGAAAAUGAUUUAUUGUUCACUGUUCAAUAUGACCUAUCAAUAUGUAUACAAUUCUGAACAACUCUUUGGAAAAUAUUUAAUACAGGCCUGAUCCGACAAACAGACUCUGCCAAAAGAUCCAUCUGAUUGUAAUAUGUUGAGGUUUCUUAUACCUUAACAUCUCAAUAUAAAGAGCUCACUACAAUAAAACAUGUCCUUAUGAUGCCAUGACCAUAACACCCCUUGUGUUCAAAGUUAAUAGUCCACAUCGCAACUUUGGGCCACACAAAUAUAUGCUGGGCUCACACUAUUGUUCUGAUAACCAAGCAUCAUUCUAGAUGGAUUUCAUAUUUUAAUUUGACAAAUAUUUUCUUUCUUUGUAUAAAUAGCUUUGUUUUAUUAAUUUGAUUAAUAGUCCAUUUUAAAUUACUUGAAAAUGAAGAGUAUGAAUUGUCAGACUGGAAAUAAUGCAAUAAAAAUAAAAUAUAUUAAAGUUUCUUCUGAAUUCCAUUAGCAUCCUUUGGUCUCAUAAAGUAACUUACUACCCAUCCUUUCUGCACAGACUUUCUUUGCGUAGUGUAUUUUAUGGAAAAUAUUUUCUACUUUUUAGUACAUUUAGACUGGUUUUUGGAAGAAAUUCUUUUUUUUUUUAAAGUUGUUAAAAUGUUUUUUAUUUGGCUUUCACUUCCAUUAUGCAGCUUCUAGUGCAUCAAUGUUUUAGUGCUCUGCUGCUAUGGUGUAGAUGUACAGUUUGAAGCACAUUCUGGGGACAUUAAUAGUUUCCAGGCUCCAUGAUCUACUCCUUAAUUUAUAUGACCUUUUUUUCCAUAUGUAGUCACUGUAGCUGAUAUCCAUUAUCUUUGAUUUUUAUCGUAGUUUUCUGUGUCAUUUCCCAUAAAUAGCACUUUGGUUGCUGUGUUGGCAUGCAGGUAGAAUUUAAUUUGUAUAAAGAAAAAUUUGGAACCAAUUGUUCACAUAUACAAUUUUUGAAAUAUAUUUGUGUGAGAUGAGUUCAGCAUUUCAAACUGUUUACUGAUUUCCUUGUCAUCUAUUAAACUAGAAAAAGGGCAGUGGCAAGGUAGAGGAUGAGGAAGACAUGAGUUUGGAAGAGGAUGAGACAUCAGAUGAAGAAGACAUGAAAAUGGGUAAUUUUAAAAAAAAAUAACAAUUCCAAAGUGAUUUUGGAAAGAUAACUAUGAACUGAAAUUUUUUUAGUACAGUAGAGGUCCGAUAAUCCGGCACGUUCGGGAUCGGCUAGUUGCCGGACUACCGAAAAUUCCGGUCUAUCGGGCGGUGCCCCUUCUUUUUAGUGUAGGCUUUGCCGUAAAACAAAUGUACUUUGUUUUUUAACUACAUACACACAUAAAUCGUAAUUAUAAGAACAAUUGGGUUAAUAAUUAAACUACAAAUACAGUAUGCAAAUACAACAAAUUUUCGUGUACAUACAUUAUAUGAAAUGUAAAAUAAAAUUUGUUGUAUUUGCAUACUGUAUUUGUAGUUUAAUUAUUAAAAAUAUGUUUUACAGUACGUGCACAUACAUUAUAUGAAAUGUAAAAUUACUGUAAAACAUAUUUCACUUAGAUUUAAAAAAGUCACGAAUGUCUUUUUGUUUUCUUGACUUUUGGCGUUUACUAUAAAAUUUAUUUGUAAUGAUAUGGAAAUCAAUAAUUUCUGAAGCACUGUAGCUAGUACUAGCCUCAGCAAAAGAGAUAAACUUAUUUAGUGAUUCUGCAGCUUCUGCCCAGCUGAUUUUGUCCUGUUCUUCCAUUUCGGCAUCUGAGUCACUUUCUUCAAGAUUUUGACUAGGCUGAGGGUUUACUACACUUUUGAUAAUGUCCUCAUCGGUUAGUUUUUGUUCAACAGGCUCAUUCUUGUCGAUUAGAAGCCACUUCUUUACCUCAUCUUCAGGCAGGUUUUUCAAGGGGUUGUCAGCACUUCUAACGACAUCCAAAACUUUGGUCAGAGCGUCUUGAUGGUUUUCUUCCUCAGCAGUCUGUAGAGCUAGGUCAGAUGCAGGGUUUGCAGCUGGCCAAAGUUUUCUCCAGCAUUUUUGGAGUGUUGUAUUUUUUAUCUGGUUCCAAAACAGUGCAAUAGCAUAGACGGCAUCUUUUACUGUAAACUUUUUUUGAAAAUCAGUCACGUCACAGCCGGCAUUUAACAGGCCUUGAAUAAAAGACCUUCUAGAAAAGCAUUUAAAAUUUUGAAUAACCCCUUGGUCCAUGGGUUGAAUCAAAGAUGUUACGUUAGGUGGGAGCAGAGUAGCAACAAUAUUUCCAGAAACUAACUAAUCUACUGGCGGGUGGGCUUUGCAAUUGUCCAAAAGAAGGAUGGCUUUAGUAUCUUCUGGUAGACCAAGGCUUUUGAAGGAUUCCUUGACCUGAGGCACAAAGUGGUGAAAAAACCAGUCUUUAAAGAGGGCGGCAGUCAUCCACGCAUUUGAUUGAGCAUCGUAUUGGACAGGCAAGUGUGUAACAUUGUUAAUAGCCCUGGGUUUUUUAGAUUUACCUAUCACCAGGGGUGCCACUUUUCCGGGUUGUCCCGGAAUUCCGGAUUCGUGAGGCUAAAUAUUUUUCAUUUCCGGAUUCGCGACUUUUUAUUUGCUAUCGUUCCGGGUUCGCAAGUUCAAUUUUUUCAAACACGGGCGCUGGAUUUAAAAAUUAAAGACGAAGCCAACGCAGAAGCGCGCGAAGGUCCAUCCAUUGCGGGAGAAGCGGGUUGGUCGGUUUUUCGCUAUAAAUAGAGCAGGUACCAUGUAUCGCGACAUAUCGCCUCUCACUUUCUGGUUUGCGAGCGUCUCGUGUUAGUUUGCAAUCACAUCGCUUUUUGCUGAGUCAAGUUACUUACACUUAUCGGACAAUCCUAUUUCCAUUGAUUGCCUUUUAAUAUAAAUUACUACGGACAGCUAGAAGUUGCCACGCUUCUGUUAUAUUUAUAAUUGAAAACAAAAAGACUUUACUUUCUUAAAAUGCGUUUCUUGGAUGAGAAAGAAAAUAUUGCCGAAUUGGAGAAAACUGUUAAAAACAAGUGGCGAUGGCAAUGGUUGGAAAAUGAAAAUGACAGUGGUGCUUCGUUUAAAGUUUGGUGUAAAAAAAUCAACCACCCUGGUAAGUAAUUUACUUACUACUAUUACUACUUAAUACUAAUAAUUACUACUAUCAUUGUACAUAUUUGCAUAACUUCUAUGAUUUUCAUUUCAUUUACUUUAUCUGCUUUUUUUUUUUUUGUACCUAACACUAACAAAUAUUGUUUACGCGCGAUUGUGAAUUUGCGUUGCAAUGAACAUUGUUUUUACUAACAUAACCAUUACCAUUAAAGAUUACCUAAAGGUUAUUGAUAGUUGUGGAGGCCACCACAUCUUUUUAGGGUUCAGGUUAGUUUUAGGGAUACAUUUACUUAGAUUUAGUGACAGAAUUUCACAGAAUUAACUGGUUUCUCAACCAAGAUGGUGGGUGGCCAAUUAUGGCAUCCACAAUCACCAUUUACCAAAAAAUAUAAAAGAAGUAAUUUAAAGUCAACCUCAAUCUUUACAGGUACAUGUUUUUGCAUAGUAUGCAAUCAAACUUUAGUCUAUGGAUCUUCUGGGAAAAAAGCUUUGACAGACCAUGCCAACAAUCCUGCACACUGUAGUGCUUUAGCCAGCCUUCAAAAGAGCUACAUUUUACCUGGCACUACAUCAGACAUUUCUAGCAGAAGGCAGUGUUUAACUGAUAGGGUUCAAGAUGUCAAAACUGUUGUUGGUGCCUUCCUAGCGGAACACUGCUUACCAUAUAGCAUGUCUCCACACAUUCUUGAAUUGUGUAAAAAACUUGCCCAAGACACAGAGGCUCUAAAUGCUACAGCAAUGGGACGAACAGCAGCAACAUACACAAUUACCCAUGGUAUUGCUGAAGAAAUGAAAAGAGAACUGAGUGACAGUCUGCGAUUCAAAUUUUUUUCGCUUAACAUCGAUGAAGCAACAAACAAUGCAGGGAACAAGUUUUUAAAUGUUCUUGUUCAAUUUUUUUGUGACACUCAAGAAAAAGUUGUUGUUGACUUUCUUGGCUCGAGGGAAGUUAAUUUUUCAACUUCCGAAAAUAUUUUCAAUGCAAUAGAGAGUAUUCUUUUUGAGAGAGGUCUCUCCUGGUGUCAGGUUAUUUCCUGUCUAAUGGACAAUUGUAAUGUGAUGCGUGGAGUCAAGAACGGAGUUGAGUCAUUGAUACGACGAGCCAAUCCAAAUCUCCUCAAUGUCAGUGGUGACACUGUGCAUAUGAUGAACAAUGCUGCUAAAGCAUUUUUUGAGCCCAUUGAGGAAUUUUCAGACUUUCAGACAUUUGCUUCCAACAUUUUUUAUGACAUAGAGGACUCUCCAAAGGCAAGAGCUUUUUUUCAUGAAAUACAGACAUUACUGUAUUCAAAGGUGUGGACCAUAUUUAGGCCAAUUGCAAAUAGAUUUUUGCAAAUGAAAGACGUUUGUGACAGAUUGCAUCAGCUAUGGGAUGCUCUAUUUAUAUUCUACUUUGGCUUCCUGUCAAAUAUUGAACAAUCCAAACAUAAAAUGGAUGUUAAAGAAAUCUAUGUAAAGUUUAAAUUAAACACCAACCAGCAGGCCAAACUUGAAAACAUCAUAACAAAUAUGAAAAAACAAACAAAAACAAAAGCUGGGACUGUUCGAAAAGAAAGUAUUUUGUUGCUCCUUUUCCAUCAAAAACAGAGGACUCAUGUAACACUACAAUUGUAUAGAGGAAUCACGCAAGAUUUUGCAAAGUAUGUAAAGUGUUACCAGUCGGAAAAGCCACAAUGCCAUCGUCUGCAUACAGACAUGUAUGAGCAGUUGAAAACUUUUUAUUCUGGCUUUAUUGAACCCAGUAUUAUUGCUGACCCUAACAAAGGUAUGAAACACCUUUCCCAGAUAAAUACAAACGACAGAUCAAUUCAAGUUAGGGACAGGCAACUUGGUUUGGGUGAUUUUUGUCUUCCUCUUAUUAGAGAAUGCCUUAGGGACAAACAUAAAAAUCACUGGAUUAAUGACUUCUAUGUUGCUGUCAGAAAAGGCUAUGUCAAUGCAAGUGACAAGAUGAAAAAACUGCCACUUUUAAAUAGCACUAUAAUACAGCUAUCGACUCUGGACCCUGGUUUGCAAAAGUCGUCCACAACAGCUGGUGCUUUGGGAAAAUUAGGUGAAAGCUUACCAAAUGUCAUCAGUUCUGACAAGUGUGGCAUUCUGGAUGCUGAAAUCCGCAUGUAUACUGUCGAUGCGUCAAUGUCACAGUUACAUGCGGAUGAGACUGCACCCGAUUUCAACCUGGACAAAGACUGGUGGAGCAAGUUAAUAGCUCUAAAGCUAAAUGGUGAAACAAAGUAUCCAUUACUAGGUUCACUAGUUAAAGCUCUACUCUCAAUUUUUAGUGGUCCUUUGGUGGAAAACACCUUCAAUAUCAUGGACGAUAUCAUCGAAGAUGAUCGGGCGCGGAUGACCCACAAAAACUAUGAGAGUUUGGCCAUUGUAAAAAGCCAUCUCAAGGCCCGGGGAGAAAGUGCCAUCACCAUGACUGUAUCUCAGUCGAUGAGAAAGUAUGUUUUUUCUGCCAGGCAGCGCCAUCAAGAGUAUAUGGAGCUACCUGCAAAAGACACUAUGGCAAAGUCAGUUUCAUCGUCAACUGAAGUUAUACAACCAACACUACCAUCCUCAGCUUCAUCUGUGCCAUCAUUAGGUACCUCUUCUGUAUCAACUAUGUCACCUGCUUCAACAUCCUUACCAUCGACGGCCUUUUCUUCAGCUGCUCAAGACAUUGUAACAGAAAUUUGUCAAGAAAAAGGAAACAUACAGACACCACAAAUACUGCAGCCAUUACAAAGUUCUUCAAAAAAAUAUAACUUCAUUUGUUACACACUUUUACAUAUCACUUGUUAAAUAUUUGUUGUAAAUAAUUGAUGCCUAUUUUGAUGUUAUAUAAAUUGAUUUGUUACACACUUUUACAUAUCAGUCGUUACAUAUGUGUUGUAAAUAAUUGAUGCCUAUUUUGAUGUUAUAUAAUUUGAUUUGUUACACACUUAUACAUAUUAUUUGUUACAUAUUUGUUGUAAAAAAUUGAUGCCUAUUUUGAAUUUAUUUCUUAUGUCAACACUGAUAAAUAUAUAUUGUAUGCCACACUGCAUUUCUUAAAUAGUUUGAUAGGAUUUUAUUUAUGCGUUUGUAAUAAGUGCCAGUAAAAUAUAUUGUUUGGGAAAAUUAAUGUGGAUACAUAUAUGCGUAUAUGAUGUUUCGUUAAGAUUCAGGGUUUGAAAAAUGUGGAAAUGAAGUUUCAGGGUUCAGGAAAUUUUUAAAAAGGCAUUUCAGGGUUCAUAGCUUACGGUGAGUGGCACCCCUGCCUAUCACAAAAAGGGUCACUCGGUGGUUUCCAGACGCAUUAGCACAUAGCAAAACGGUUAAUCUGUCUUUGUUUUUUUUAAACCCUGUUUCAUCAGCAUUGUAAAUCUGUUCAGGUGUUAAAUCAUUAUCAGCCACGAUUUUCUCAAACUCGUCUUUGUAUUUUUCUGCAGUUUUUUGGUUUGCUGAAAGUAUUUCUCCAGUUAAUCAAGUCUUCGAAUUCCAUGCCAAGCUUCUGAGCCAACCAAUCAGAAUAAUUACAUUCACUUUCAGCAUCUCCUAAAUCUUGGCCGAAUUUCUUUGCCUUUUCAACAAUCAUUGGCCCUGUUACCGGCUUUCCUUCAGAACGUACUGCACUAAACCAUUUGAACAAUACACUAUCUAGCUGUUCCAGUUUUGUUUUUUUUAAUGUUUGUCUUGAAGCCAAUUUUUCAGUUGUUACCGAUUGAGAAGAAAACUUCAUUAGUUCAUCUUUUUGUUUUUUAAUGUCAUAAAUAGUUGAUGAGCCAAUAUUAAACUUAUUCAUUAAAACAUUUCUAUUCUCACCUUUUUCUAGCCGUUUGAUGAUUUCUAGUUUCUGAUUGAGAGUCAGUGUUACGUGUUUUCGUUUCUCUCCUUUUGAACUCGAAGGCUUAGGUUUUGAAAACAUGGUCACUGUACAGUUAGAACGAAACUCACUUUGUUUAUAAACAGUUUCAAAAGUUACGUACGUCACUACAGAUGUACAGUAUUACAGUAGAGAGUACUGAGACACAGUUUACUGCGAUGUGAAAGGACACAAAACAACAACGCACAAAAAAAAUGGCGAAGACGCUUCAUGAUUGAUUAACUGUGCUGUAUUUGUUGUGACAGCUGAGACUAGCCGGCCGCUAAUUGUUUCUGAACAAUACUGAGCGCUUCCGGAUGAUCCCGAACUACCCCGAAAACUUCCGAAUAGCUCUCGAGCGUUUUUAUUUGCUUUAAAGACGCACUUUUGGAGAAAACCAAAAUUUUUAUAAUUUUCCGGAGCGAUGCCAGAUUAUCGGGCAUUCUGGACUGUUGGAUGACGGACUAAUGGACUUCUACUGUACUUUUUUCUUUUUACAAUUAAAAAAAAUUCAAUGUACUUUUUCUUUUUAAUGACAAUUCAUCAAAUUAUAAAACCUAAUUAGUUAUUGCUUGUGGUUGCUAAUGUUUCAAAUAUUAACUUUCUGACUGUAAUUGUUUUUCAGACACAGUUAGAAAUAAAGAUAAAAAAAGAAAGAAAAGGAAAGGAGGAGGAGAUGAUCAAGAUGAAGAGGUUUUAAUUCUUUACUCUAUUUUUAAUUUAUUUUAUUUUGAUAAAUGUCAUCUAAUUAUAAUAGGUGCAAUUUAUAAUCAAAAUAAUCUUAUAUAAUUAAUGGAUUUUAAUUACAUUUUUUUUGGUCAAACCUCUUUAGGCUGCUAAAGUCCACUUUUCUGAGAGUGUUGACACUUAUGAUGAUAAAAUAGGUUUCCAAGACAUGAACCUUUCUCGACCAUUGCUCAAGGUAAACAAUUCUUUACAAUAUGCAUUAUUGGAAUGGGUGGGAUUAUUCUUGGUGCUGGUGUGGAAGACCAGACUCUACCUAAAUAACUGCUGAUUUGAUGGGGGAUAUUAACUUUGAAGUAACAUAGUACUCUUUGAUUUUUUUGUCCAGGGGCUCUCCUCAAUGGAUUUUGUCAAACCAACUCCUAUUCAAGCUGCCUGUAUACCCAUAGCUCUCAUGGGUAGAGACAUUUGUGCUUGUGCAGUCACAGGAUCAGGUAUGGUUUUAAAUUGUUUGUUAAGAUAUAGUAAUCUUGAAUGCUAACUAUAAGUUGCUUAAGCACUUUUUUAGUUCUCCUCUGAUUCACUUAACAGCUUGUCACAUGUAAGCUGCUGCAUUCACACCUAAACUUUUCUUCUGUAACCAGGUAAAACAGUUGCAUUCAUGCUGCCAAUCCUUGAGCGUCUCCUGUACAGACCGAGGGCCACGGCAUCAACACGAGUUCUAAUUUUAGUACCUACGAGAGAGUUGGCUGUCCAGGUCCACACUGUUGCCAGGAAACUGGCACAGCAUUCUAACAUUGACAUUUGUUUGGCAGCUGGUCAGUUGUUGUUUUGUUUUUUUAUUCAUAUUUUUUUGUCUCACGAUUCUUCUGUAUCAUAUUUAACUAACUGCAGUGAGUUAUAUCUGCAGAGGACUAGAUUGAGUUCAUGUCGUUAUUUUAUGAUUAUCUGACAGGUGGCUUGGACAUCAAGUCGCAGGAGGCAAUGCUGCGUCUUGGUCCAGACAUUGUCAUAGCUACCCCUGGUCGUUUAAUUGAUCAUCUUCACAACAGCGUAAGCUUUACCCUUAACAACAUUGAGAUCCUAGUCUUGGAUGAGGCAGACAGGUAAGUCUAAUGCAACAACUGUCUCUUAUCAAAAGUAUUUUACCCCUGUUAUGUUUUAGCUCUAAGCUAUUAAAUGUAAAUUUAUUUCUUGUUGAACAGAAUGCUUGACGAAUAUUUUGCUGAACAGAUGAAUGAGAUUAUCCGUAUGUGUGCUCGCCAGAGGCAGACAAUGUUGUUUUCAGCCACAAUGACAGAGACUGUAAGUCACGCAAAUGGUAUCUACAUUAAAGAUACUCUGUUUUGAGUUUUAAUUGCUCUUAAAGCUGGGGAGGAAAUCAAACAAUAGUUUCCAAUAGAACUUUUUACUAACGAUCAACAUCAACAACAAAAAUUAACUUUUAAAAAAAAUUCUUUAUAUUAAACUUCGCUUUUGUUUGUGGCUGGCAAAAUCUUUAUACGUCUAAUUGACCCACUUCCCAUCAACCUAUUAAGCUGAAACUUGACACAUUGCUGAUGACAACACAUUCCCUCAAAUUUUGAGCCACGACCCCAAAAUUCAAUUUGUCCUGUUUUUCCAAAGGGAAGAUGAAGGAAAUACUGAUUUCAUGAUCUAAAAUUCCAGAUAACAGCACUAAAUGAGAUUCUUUAAAAAAAAUAUUGCAGUGUGUUUGGUGCGUAAUAUUUUCUUUUGUUCUUCUGAAAUAGUUGGUGAAAUAAAUCUGGGGUGUAAAAGCAGAUGGGUCAUUAGAAAUUAAUAUAGUUCAGGGGCGUAAAAAGAAAUGUGCUGUUGCGAGUCUGGUGUGGGGGGUGUCACUAAUUGGAAUUCUUAUAAAGUGCGUUACUUGUAUGCAUUUUCAGUCAAAUUUUCAGCCCCACUUUAAUAAGUAUUAAAUUUUAUAAAGAAUUUAUACGAAAAACUUUGUUUUUACAGUUUGUUUAAUUUAUAUAUCUAUUUUGCUUAUAAGAAUUAUUUAAUUUUAACUUCUCAGGCUCACAUUGCAGUGUUAAAACUUUUCUACACAAGAUUUUAUUUUAUUUAUGGUAUCAUCAUCAUUCAGAUCCACUGACCAUUUGAGUAUGUGCCCUUUGGCAUGAAAUUUUAUAGUAUUAUUAAAUGGAAUUAUGGCCUACAAUAUUUUCUCUAAAAUGCAGUGAUAGAGGAUGGAAAUGUGCCAUAAAUAAGAUACAAUUUUUUAUUGAUCCAAAUAAAUGGAAAUAUUUUGUAUACAUAUUCAUAUUCAUUUUCAAUGCAUGCAUAAAUAUUCUUACAAAGACAAACAUUUUUAAACUAGAACAAUUUAACAACACAAGACCGCUUAUUGAUUAUUUUCAAGUGCAAAAAUCAACCAUGGAACUUCACUCAUUUAAUGACCAAUUGGCUUAUGAGGGAUUAUAAAGGAUUCCCAUGGAAAGCCUCAGAAUUAUAGAUACUUAUUUUUUAAAUUUUAUCAGGUCCAAGAGCUUGUUGCAGUCUCUUUGAAAGAUCCAGUGAAAGUUUUUGUCAACCAGAGUACAGAAGUUGCCCUGGGCCUGCGACAAGAAUUUGUCAGAAUACGCCCGAACCGCGAGGGUGACAGAGAGGCUAUUGUAGCUGGUAAACAUUUUUUUUAUAACUUGGCAAUUCUGUUGUUGAAAGAAUUUAGUUUAUUCAGUCUCGUUAUACUUUUGAACAUUCAUAUUAAAUUUUAUUUUUGUAUUAUUUCAGCCCUAGUAUCUCGUAACUUUUGUGAUCGAUGUAUCGUGUUCAUCCAGACAAAAGUUCAGGCACAUCGAAUGCAUAUUCUGUUAGGUCUACUGGGGAUCAAUGUUGGGGAGCUCCAUGGUAAUCUGUCUCAAGCCCAGGCAAGUUUUAUUUUCUAAUAAUAUGUAUUUUUUUUUCAAAUUCGGGAAGUGGUGUCAAAAAGGUAAAGGAAAAGCAACACAGUUUGGUGAUAGCUGGCAGAACUGAUUUUAUCUUUUAAAAAGUUUAUUACAAUGUUUAUCUGUUUUGCAUUCAUAACAAAUUGUUGCAUUGCCCCUUAACUUUUCAUUGCAAAGAAAAGAGGCCAAUAGACCCCAUUUAAAAAAAUGUCAAGCCUGUUGCAGCUCUUGUUGGUGUUAUUUCAUCUCACUGUAGCCGCAGAGCCAAAAGGACAGUUGAGCUGUGUCAAAUGUUCUAAUUUCUGCAAAUUAUUUUCCAAUCCGUAGUAGCUCUUCUUGGAACAAAUUAACUUUUCCAAACACAGUUGACUGUAACUGUUAAGGAAAAGAUUUCCUUCAGGUUGGUAAUAAAUUAUCUGCUGUUCCCAUUCAUGUGUACAUUAGCCAGUUACAUUUCUCUUAAGCACUCUGUGCACAUCCCAAUUUUAUGGUUGGCAGCACUGCAAGAGCUGGUAAAGAUAUGGCAGGCAUUAUCCAGCGAUUGAUUUGUUUAGAUUUUUCAUGCUACCGGCCAUUAACAUGUUUUUCAACUUCAUCAUACAUUUUUACAAGCUGUUGUUUUUUUGUUUUUUUAUAUUCUAAUAACUAAACAUUGAUUCCUGUGAAAAAUUUACAGCGUUUAGACACUUUGAAAAGGUUUAAAGAGGGACUGAUUGAUGUCAUGUUAGCCACAGAUUUAGCCUCCAGAGGAUUGGACAUUGAAGGUGUCAAAACUGUGAGUAAUUUAUCACAUAAGCCUAGUUUUCAUUUUUAUUGAUCUCAGUGAAUGAUAAUCACUUCAGUUAUUAUUGGUUAAAUUUAAAGACUCUACCUGUUGCUGUAACGCAGAACUGUCAAGCAUCACUGAACACACUUUGUUAUUUACUAUGCGUUAGAUGUGUUCAUGCAGUUUUUAUCUGGUGUUUGAGAGGGAUUAUGAGUUAGUCAUCUUUUGUCCAUUGUAGAGAAUCUUAUAUUGAAAUAUUAUGAUUUUGUGUAGUAUUUUGACGGAUAGCUUUCACUUGAGCUAGUACACUGAACUUUCAUCUUGUAACAAUCAUGUAUCAAUAGUUAUUUAAUAUUAUUGUUUCUGAACUACUGAUAUCUAUCCUGUGUAAAUCUUACAUGAAAUAUAUAUAACUAACUGUACACAUUCAAAUGGAUAUAUGGCAUGAAAUAAUUGAGUUUUUAAAUAUAUUUAAAGCCAAUAGGACAACAGUACACCAAGUCUUAAAAUUAGUGGUUACCCCAAACUUAGCAACUAAUGUUUUGUAACAAAAGAUAGUCUAGAAGAGCAGGGAAAAAAUAUAAAAGAUAUGAUCCCUACUUUCUCUAUAGAAACGUAAAUGGUGACACACAGUUUGUUUUUUCUGUAUUUGCAGGUUAUCAAUUUCACAAUGCCGAGUACUAUUAAACAUUACAUUCAUCGUGUAGGCAGAACUGCAAGAGCUGGUAAAAGUGGCAGGUAUAUGCCGCCCACUGAUUAAUUUUUAUUUUACGCAAAAUUAUUUUGUAUGUGUUCAUGUAAUUAAAGUAAUAAAAUGCAAACGACCGGUUUUGAUUGAUUUUUAAUGAAAUAAUCAAUCCAGAAAUUAAUAUCAUUAAAUGUUUAAAUCUGUAUUUGCGCGGAGUGCAAGUCAACUUUUGUCCUACAUUUAUUACUUUUUUUUUUUAAAGAGUGAGUGCUGAUAAAAAAUUUUAAUGGUCAUUAUUCAGUUUUAUAAAAGAUAUAAUAACUCUUUUAAUGGUUUUUAAAAAUAAUUUUUAUAGAUCUGUGACUCUGGUUGGAGAGAAGGAGAGAAAAGUACUAAAAGAAAUAGUCAAAGAAGCAAAAACGCCUCUCAAAACAAGGGUCAUUCCUCUAGGUGAAUUUUGCUCUAUAUAUAAGUUAUUGUUGAUCUAUAAAACAUUGGAAUGUCUUAUUAUAAAAGUAUUGGUGCUUUCAAUGAUAUAUGAAAUAUAACUCACAAAGUAGGGGAAAACCUGAAAGAUGACAAUAUUUCAAAUUGCUUCAACCUGGACGCAGUCCUCCGCAUAUUACACUGCAUUGAAAUAUACCACUGACAUAGGUAGAACAACCCGUUUAUGAGAAUAAAAAGCUUUUCUAUUCAUUUAUCACACAGGCAAUUAAAGCAAAUUAUUUUUAUUUGAACAGAUGUUAUAAACAAAUUUCGGACUAGGAUUACAGACCUAGAGGAUGACAUCAAAGCCAUUCAAGCCCAACAAAGAGAAGAAAGCCAUUUGCGCUCCGUAGAGAACAAAAUGCAAAAAGCUCAGAAUAUGUUGGAAACAAAGGAAGAAGACACAACCCAUAGAACUUGGUUCCAGAGCUUCAAGGAGAGGAAGGUGGAGAAAGGCAGGUUCCAGAACUUUAGAUACAUCUGAAUAUCAUUUUUGUUUAUUUUUAAUAAAAUUGAAUUAACUUUUCAGCUCAUUAGCUUCUUAUCUUUGAAUUAUUAAAAGAAUUGUGUGAAAAGAGCUUCAUUUAAAUGCAUAACACUCGAAAUGAAUUAAACUGUUUUAAUUUUUUUGUUAUGAUUAAGUAGUUAAAGUAAUGUUGAUCAAGUUAUUGUAUCCUAUUCAGCUAAACUGAGGUUGGCAGACAGAGAUCAGAAAGAAGAUAAAAAGAAGACGAGAAAAAAAUUAACGGUAUUUUUCUGUUUUUAAAAAAAAUGUUUAGGAAAGUUAUGAUUACUUAAGUUUUUUUAAGAAUUAAACUAUUAAUAUUAUGCCAUUUAAGAGAGAGCUAUAGGCAGCUUUGCUAACUGCAAGUCUCAAAAGAGCCUUGGGGUGAUGUCAGCCAUGAAGGGAGGAGGGGCAGGGCUUGUCUUCCUUAAGAAGAUUGUGUGAUUAGAUAAGAUUGCUGGUUCUCAGUGUAAUGAUCUGUGAAGUACCAGGGCUGGAUAUGGCAACUAUGAGUCUUGUGCCUCUGCCUGUGAUGUAUUUUGGGAAACCUUAAGCAUCCAAGACUUCAUAAGACAGUUAAUUGUUUUCUUAUGUAGGCUGAAGACCGUGUCAAUUUUGAGCUCACCAAAGCCCAGUUACUCAGUAUCAGAGCUGCUAAAAAAUCUCUCAAAGCCAAGCCAUUGAGUGCAUUCGCAGACCACUCAGAUAUAGGUCAGUAAUGUUCUGUACUUUUUAUUGUUUUGUAUUUAAUAAAGUUUUAAACUCGAUGAAGUUAAUAUUUUAGCAAUGUGAGCAAUGGUUUGUUGCAAACUUGGCAGUGUUUGUCGUAAACUUGGCAUUACAAUAUUUUAAUUAAAAUAUAAUUCUGUAAUUGCUUUGGUUUAGGAAAAUAAUUACAGCUGUUUGUCACUUUGAUCUUAAAGUUCUUAUAAAAUAUUAUUUUUAGCAAAUUUUAAUAUAUUUUUAAAAAUAAAAAAAAUCCCAGAUUCAUCCAAAUCCAAGAAAAAGAAAAACAAGAAAAGAAAACAGUCAGGAAAAUCUGGAUUUGAAGAAGAAUUGGCGGAUAUUGGAUCAUCAGCUGUAAAGAAGUUUAGAUCUGGGUAAGUUGUCUCAAAAAACCCUCUUCUUACACAAAUUGCUCUAAAAUGGCAGCUAAAACAUUAACUCUUAAACUGUCACUGUCUUUCUAUUCACCUGCAUAUGUAGACCGUCCUAUAAGGAAAGGCAAGAAGCUGCAGGCGCUAAUAAGAAAUCUAAAGGUGGCGGCCUGAAACCUAAGGGUGGUCCAAAACCAUUUAGGAGGAACAAGUAAGUAUACAAAUUCAAAUAAUAAAUGAUAACCCUUUACAGAACCACUCUUCCUUAUUACGCACCAGGGGUGCCACUUUUCCGGGUUAUCCCGGAAUUCCGGAUUCGUGAGGCUAAAUAUUUUUCAGUUCCGGAUUCGCGAGUUUUUAUAUUCUCUAUUUCCGGAUUCGCCAGUUCAAUUUAUUCAAAUACGGAUUCUGUCUGUUUUUUUUUAAAGAAUCAACGUGCAACAGAAUUCGCGAAAAACCAGGAAAAUUCAUUGAAAAUGGACGUUAAUCGCCGAUCUCGUCUAUUUUUAGCCUUUCUCUUGACAGAGAGCUAGUGGUUUCCCCUUGCGCAUGCGCUUUACACUACGCGUUUCGAGUACUGUACUACUUCAAUAGACCAGAAAUAUUUAUUUUCUGUUCACGUCGCCGAUCAAGAGAUAUUUGAAGUGUUUGGGUAAGCAAAGUGUAAAAUUUAGUAAAUAUCUUUUUUUUAAAUUUAGUUUUUAAUUGUUGGGUAACCAUUAUCAUAAAAAGAAAACUACUCGUCCGAGCACUGUCUAACAAGACUAAGCUUAGCGUACUUUGUUAUGUAGCUUUACUGUAUGCAGGCGACUUGUAUUUUUUUUUUAUUAGAAGAGCUAGGACUAGGCGGCGUUUAACUUUUGUUUAAAGACUUCUUAAGUUCACUUUACAUUUAAUUACGGAGUAAGCCUUCUAAUUUUAAAUAGGCUAAUAGGAUUAAGUUAUUUUUAUCCGUUCUGUAGAGAGCCUGACAUAACUGUAUUUAGUUAGUUUUUAUUUUUAUUUAUUAGUUAUGCACUCCCGUGUUCUGACUCUGGGUAUACUUUACGGUAAUUUGUAAUUCUACUAUUACUAGUAUUCAUAAUGCUCUGUAUUACCGUAGCAGUAGUGCCGUAGUUAAAUACUGGUAUAAUAUAGUCGAUAUUAUUAUUAUGUAUGCCUUACUAUAAACUAUAAAUCUAAUAAGAUAAUAUAUUUUAUUUUGUUUCACUAUUCAGGAUCUAGGCUCAAUAAAAAUAUGUAAUGCCCAACAGUUAACAGUUCCUUUAACUUUAAAGAACUGAUGGUCAUUACAGUUACAGUACAGCAAUUGGCAAUCAUGAUUGAAUAAGCCAUCAAUGAAUACUAUGCUGGAAAUAUUGAUAUCAUGUAUUCAAGGGGAAAAUGUCUGAGUCAAUCAUCUUUAUCACCCAUCUUAGGUGUCCACUUUUGUAACUUCUCAAUUUAUGAAAUUUAUGUGUCAAACUAUGAAACUCUCACACUUGGGAGAUAGUAUAGACACUAAAGUGUGUUGAUUCAAACUAUCCAUUUUCAUCAUAAAGAAGACAACAUUAACUCCAUAUAUGAAAAGAUACUUUCCACUUGUGGUAGCUAUACUUUUGUUCUAAAAUGCCCAGAUAACUCAUUGCAAAAGUUGACUUUUCAAGUCUAAGUAAAUUGAAAAAUUGCUAUUGCUGUAAAUUUAAUAAAUACUAAUAAAUGUUUACAUGUAUACACCUUAAUUGCUUAAUUUUGUUCAUUUGUGAUGUAUCUCAAUGUUUUAUUUGAUAAUUUCAUGCUUGUUUUUAUAUUAAUCAACAAAACGCCGCAUUGCGAUAAUCAGGAAUUUUGAGUUUCAUUAAGUUUCAGGGAUUGAAAAAUUUGUAAAUGAAGUUUCAGGUUUCAAGAAAUUUUUAGAAAGGGAUUUCAGGGUUCACAGCUGUCAGUGAGUGGCACCCCUGUUACGCACUGUGUUUUUACUUUAACGGCCCUUUCUACCUCAAAGGGUUAAACACUGAUUGUUUACUUUUACUUUAUCAGGGAGGACUUUUGUACAAUUUAAAAAAAAAAAUGAAACAGUUUGAAUGUGAUUGAUGUUUGUAUUGAAAUACAAUUUUUUUGUCAGAAUAUUAAUUUCUCAUAUUAUUUUUUUGUUUUUAAUACCGGUAUUCUUAAAUGAAAAGCAUUUUACAUGGAAAAUUUUAUAGAAAAUAUUUUAUGAAAUAUACAUUUAUUAAAUACCAUGUUACUUAUAUUUAUAACUUAUUUGCCUUUUAAAUAUCUUUUCAGGAAAAGAUGACAGAUUAAAUAUGUAAUUUAGGAAAUAAAAUUCCAGAUAAAUUUUCAUC